This is a messenger RNA of Alternaria rosae, 1327 nucleotides long. RefSeq names its product Triosephosphate isomerase. Lineage: Eukaryota; Fungi; Ascomycota; Dothideomycetes; Pleosporales; Pleosporaceae. Gene Ontology annotation, cellular component: cytosol. Bases 445 to 1191 code for a protein of 248 amino acids. The record is from RefSeq and is a predicted model, not a curated record. Gene Ontology annotation, molecular function: triose-phosphate isomerase activity. Gene Ontology annotation, biological process: gluconeogenesis; glyceraldehyde-3-phosphate biosynthetic process; glycerol catabolic process. The transcript has 4 exons.
CAUGCGUGAUCGUGACUGUAAAAUGUCUUUUUCUUUUCAACACAUAUAGCCUUGAAGUAUACAUCGCAAGACGUAAAUGCCGCAAGGCAAUGGCAUGGCUUCUGUAGCUGCCUGGCGUUGGGUCCCACAAGAUGUAUAAUGAAACGUCGCGACACUUGCCAAUUCGCUGAAGAGAUUUCCUAUUGGAUCACCGCCCCCAUUGUUUUUCAGCAAUGCUUCGAUCAAGCCCGAGUUUUGCCGGAUGCUCUUACUGUACAGCACAGCUCAAAGUCCUCAGACGUCACUAGCCCCGCGUCACCCCACUAAGCUGUAAGAAGUGCUGCUCCUGCUCAACAACAACAACACUCCGUGCCCUCCUCAUUCACAACACUCAAUCACAAUCCCACACCCUUAUACCCUAACACAACACCUUUCCACGCAAGUACAACCAAUCAAACCGCAAACAUGGCUCGUCAAUUCUUCGUCGGCGGCAACUACAAGAUGAAUGGCGACAUUCAGACCAUUAAGUCGCUCGUUGAGAACCUCAACAAGGCCCAGCUCGACCAGAACACAGAGGUCGUGAUCGCCCCAUCAGCCCUCUACCUCCUCCUCGCACGCGAACACCUCCGCAAGGGCAUCGAGGUCGCGGCGCAAAACGUCUUCGACAAGCCUAACGGUGCCUUCACCGGCGAGAUCUCGGCACAACAGCUCAAGGACAGCGGCAUCACCUGGGCUAUCCUUGGUCACUCAGAGCGUCGCCAGAUCCUGCAAGAGAACGACGACUUCGUUGCCAGCAAGACAAAGACUGCCAUCGACAACGGACUCAGUGUAAUUCUGUGCUGCGGUGAGAGCCUGGAGCAGCGUGAGGCGGGCGAGACCGUCAACGUUGUUACCAAGCAGCUCAAGGCUGUUGCGGACAAGGUCAAGGACUGGAGCAAGAUUGUCGUUGCCUACGAGCCCAUCUGGGCCAUCGGUACCGGCAAGGUCGCAACUACCGAGCAAGCACAAGAAGUUCACGCCGCUCUCCGUGAGUGGCUCAAGAAGGAGGUCUCAGCCGAGGCUGCUGAGAAGACCCGUAUCCUGUACGGCGGCAGUGUCUCAGAGAAGAACUGCAAGGAGCUCGCCAAGCAGGCAGACAUUGACGGUUUCCUCGUCGGUGGUGCUAGCUUGAAGCCUGCUUUCGUUGACAUCAUCAACGCUAACCAGGCAUGAAUGCCUCGAAGCGAUGCUCGUCUAUGAAUGAUUGGAGCUUGCUUUGGGAGCGAAUAGUUAUGAUCUUAUGAAAUAAAACAAGACUUGGCUAGGACCUAUGUAGAUUCAGCAAAAUGAACGUCCAUGAAGAUCAUCU